Macadamia integrifolia is the source of this 3253-nucleotide messenger RNA. Its product is annotated as disease resistance protein RPH8A-like. The transcript has 2 exons. Lineage: Eukaryota; Viridiplantae; Streptophyta; Magnoliopsida; Proteales; Proteaceae. Bases 145 to 2907 code for a protein of 920 amino acids. The record is from RefSeq and is a predicted model, not a curated record. Gene Ontology annotation, molecular function: ADP binding. Gene Ontology annotation, biological process: defense response to other organism.
CAUGCAUACCACCCAGGCUGAAGAUAUGGAAAGGGUUGAGGGUGUACAAAUCUUCAUUAGUGAGUGUUGUGUUCACAGAACACCACACUACCAGAAGUUCUAAAGAAUAAGCAAUCCCAUACUUGUUUCAAGGUUGGGAGAAAUAUGGCUGAGAGUGUGAUCAUAUCUUUCUCCCAAAGACUGCAUGUGAUGAUAAUAGAAGAAUACAAAUUUCUGCAUAGGGUGCAAGAGCAGGUUGUGUCUCUUCGUGAUGAGCUCCAAUGGAUCAGUUCCUUUCUAAGGGAUGCUGAAAUGCAAGGUAAAAGGAAUGAGAGAGUGGAGCUAUGGGUGAGCCAGAUCAGAGACCUUGCUUAUGAUGCUGAGGAUGCCCUUGACAUCUUCAUCCUAAAUGUUAUGUGGCUAAGGAAGAGAAAUAUAAGAUGGCUUAUCAAGUAUCCUGCCAGACUUAUUACUCUUCACAAGUUGGGGAGCCAAAUUGAGGGCAUCAACAAAAGGAUUGAAAGGAUUUCAACUUACAAAUCAAAGUAUGCCAUUGAUAACCUUGAUGAUAAAGAGUCUUUGGGCAAAGAUGUGGCAUUGAAUGAGAGGAGAUCAGCCCCGAAUGUGGAACAAGACGAUGUCGUUGGCUUCGAUAGUCAAUCAGAAGCUGUGGCUAAAAUGUUGUUGAGACAAGAAGAAGAAGAAGAAGAAGAAGAAGAUUCAGCGAAAGUAGUAGGCCAUGUUGUUUCAAUUGUUGGGAUGUCUGGUUCAGGUAAGUCCACCCUUGCUCACAAGGUCUACAAUGAUGUUAAAUUUUAUUUUGAUUCUUGUGCUUGGAUAUAUGUCUCCCAAAAUUUUAAAUCGGAAAGUCUCUUGCAAAGCAUCAAGAUGCAAAAUCAUGAGAGGGAAGAUAUGGGGAAAUUAUUAGUAGUCUUUGAUGCUGUAUGGAACAUAACAGAUUGGGAUGACUUAAAAAAUCAUGUCAUAGAUAAAAUCAUCCAAAGCACAGAAGGUAUAGUAGUUCUGCUGACUACUCACUCUCCUGAAGUAGCUGAAUAUGCCAAAUUAUCAUCUACAGAUGAUCUCUACAACAUGAAACAAUUGGAAAAGGAUGACAGUUUAAUGCUCUUGAAAAAGAAGGCUUUCCCUAACAUGAGUAGUUUCGCUCAAGAACUGGAGGAACCAGCAAUGAAAAUUGUCGAAAAAUGCGCCGGUUUACCACUUGCAAUUGUUUUAUUGGGUGGUCUCUUGUUAGCAAAGCAGAAGAUAAUUGAAGUGUGGAACAAAGUAUUGCAAAAUGUGAAAUGGCAGAUACGUCAAGGCUUUACUACUGGAUGCUUGGAGCUAAUAUCUUUUAUUUAUGAUAAUCUACCUAAUGUCUUGAAGCCUUGCUUUCUCUAUCUUGGCCUUUUCCAAAGAAACAGUUCCAUCAAUUGUGAAAGGUUAAUUCAAUUAUGGAUUGCAGAGGGUUUCAUACAAGAGACAGGAGAAGAAACAAUGGAAGAUGUUGCUGAGGACUACCUUGAAGAUUUGAAUCAAAGGAACAUGAUCCAAGUACUAUGUAGGAGAUCAAAUGGAAGUAUUGAAAAAUUUUGCAUCCAUGGUCUCUUACGAGAAUUUGCCAUCUCAAAAGGGCGACAAGACAAAUUUCUCGACGUUUUGGGGACUAAACGUUCCCCAACCCAUACCAUGUCGUGUCGACUUGCUGUUCAUUUAACUAGCAAGAUGGAAAAAGGGACUGAAAUUCCAGAGAGCUCAUCUUUAAAUAGUCUCCGGUCGAUGUUGUGCUUCAAUCACUUGAGCAAUGUAAGAUUAGAGGAGAAAUCUUUCUAUAAAAGCUUCAAAUUUCUUAGGGUGUUGGAUAUGCGAGGAGUAACAGAUCUCCGGCGAUUACCCUAUGAAAUAGGCAAGCUUGUCCUCCUAAAGUACUUGAAUCUAUAUGGAACCAAGAUAGAAAGGCUUCCAUCCUCAAUAAGAAAUCUCCAAAAUUUGCAAACCCUAGAUAUAUCAGAGACUAGAAUCAAUGGCAUACCUCGGUCAGUAUGGAAAUUGGAAGAGCUAAGACAUUUUUAUGCGAAUCUUAAACCUGUUUCACAUUCUAAUUCAUCUGAUACUGGUAAUGGAAUUUCUUGUAAUCUUCACUGCAAGAUUAUUGAUGCCGGUGUUCGUGCUCCUCCGAAAAUCAGGCGAUUAAGGAAUCUUCAUACACUAUCUACAGCAGGAGACAAUUGGAUAAGCAAUGACUUUGGGCAAUUGAUCAACCUCAGAAAGCUUCAGAUAACUGAAGUGAGCAUGGACCUUUAUGGAGAAGCAUUAUCUAACUCCAUUCUCAGCCUUAUAUACCUUAAGGAGUUGGAUAUUAAAUGGAAAGAAGGCAAGCUACAGUUUCAAGAUUCACUUUCAAACCAUUUUCAACUCUACAAAAUGAGAUUGUUAGGAGUGAUGGAAAAGUUACCAACGGAUCCCAAUUUCUUUCCACCAAAUCUUACUGAGUUGGAGUUAUGUCAUACAGAUCUAAAGCAAGAAGAUGGGCCAAUGAAAAGCCUAGCAGCAUUGAAGAACCUAAAGUUACUCAAACUUCAUGAGAGAAGUUUCUUGGGAAACCAGAUGGUGUUUCCUGCAAAAGGGUUUCCUAAUCUUAUAUACUUGGAUCUAGCAUUUUUAACUGACUUAGAAGAAUUAAAGGUGGAGGAAGGGUCAUUCCCCAAUCUUAAGUUUCUGAGUCUUGUCAGUUUAAACAGCCUAAGGGAGUUACCAGAUGGAUUGCAAAAAGUCUCCAGUCUUGAGAAGCUUUAUUUACUUGGUAUGCCACCAAAAUUCCAAGAAAGGACUGAAGAAGAUGUGGGAGAUGAUUGGCCUAAGAUCAAGCAUAUACCAUCCAUUAAGUUUGGAUCAGUCAAAUUCGCAAAGCUGGAUCUCGUUUAUUGAGAAGAUGAUCGUAAGGAUUUAAGGAGGCUCUACAAUCAAGUAAGACCUUAUCAAUGAAGUGCCAACGUCAAAUCCAGCUUCUUUCGUAGGAGGAUAUUGUUUUGGGAUCAUUGGAAGAAACUGCCCCUCUUCUCUUUGCCAAUGGAACGUCAUGGGUUGUUGGAACAGUGCAUGUCUUUUGAACCGUUUGAAAUAAGUUCCAUGUAUCAUUUCAGACAUCCUAGACUCAUAUUUGUAAUAAUCUCUCUCUCUCUCUCUCUCUCUGUUUCCCUUAAUUUGUGUGUUCUUACAUGUAUGUGUGUAUGACACUUUUAAUGUUUAUACUAGGUGGCUAUUUUCUAUUUGA